Setaria italica (foxtail millet) is the source of this 609-nucleotide messenger RNA. Its product is annotated as acetylserotonin O-methyltransferase 3. The record is from RefSeq and is a predicted model, not a curated record. The coding region runs from base 46 to 609 and encodes 187 amino acids. Gene Ontology annotation, biological process: methylation. Lineage: Eukaryota; Viridiplantae; Streptophyta; Magnoliopsida; Poales; Poaceae. Gene Ontology annotation, molecular function: S-adenosylmethionine-dependent methyltransferase activity; O-methyltransferase activity. The transcript is spliced from 2 exons.
UUCGUCAGCCGCGACGCGGCGUUUGGCGCGUGCUUCGACGCGGCGAUGCGUUCCGACAGCCGCUUCGUGUCGGAGAUCCUCGUCCGCGAGUGCGGCGAGGUGUUCGCGGGGGUGGCGUCGCUGGUGGACGCCGGUGGCGGCGACGGGACGACGGCGAUGGCCAUUGCAAGGGCGUUCCCGCACGUGAGGUGCUCGGUGCUGGAGCUGCCGCACGUGGUGGACGCCGCUGCGGCUGCUGGUAGCACGGUUGAGUUCGUUGCAGGCGACAUGUUGGAGUUCAUCCCUCCGGCUGAGCUGGUUUUGAAAAAGUUUGUGCUACAUAACUGGAGCGACGAGGAUUGUGUUCGGAUCUUGAAACGAUCCAAAGAAGCUAUUUCGACUCGAGAACCAAAGGGGAAGGUGAUCAUAAUUGAUGUCGUGUUAGGAUCGUCUCCGUCUAAACAGACAUUGGAAGCUCAACUUUCUCUGGAUCUAUGCAUGAUGGUGCUAUUUCCAGGUAAACAGAGAGAGGAGGAGAAAUGGCACAAGAUCUUCUUAGAAGCAGGGUUUAGUCGAUACAAGAUUAGUCCUGUCUUAGGAUCUCGAUCGUUCAUUGAGGUCUAUUCAUAA